This is a messenger RNA of Penicillium mononematosum, 2424 nucleotides long. RefSeq names its product tRNA ligase. The record is from RefSeq and is a predicted model, not a curated record. The coding region runs from base 1 to 2424 and encodes 807 amino acids. Lineage: Eukaryota; Fungi; Ascomycota; Eurotiomycetes; Eurotiales; Aspergillaceae. Gene Ontology annotation, cellular component: nuclear inner membrane. Gene Ontology annotation, molecular function: GTP-dependent polyribonucleotide 5'-hydroxyl-kinase activity; RNA ligase (ATP) activity; ATP binding. Gene Ontology annotation, biological process: tRNA splicing, via endonucleolytic cleavage and ligation. The transcript has 2 exons.
AUGGCGACUCAAGAUCCCCACGUCAUAUCGCAGCUGGUGAAGACCCUGGAGACUGCCAGCAAGGCCAAAAAGGGCGAGACAAGGUUCACCUGCAAGAAGGGGUCCUUUACGGUGGCCAAUAAUAUACCCGUGGACUCGUGGAAGUUCCAGGACUGGGACUACAAGCGUGACGGCCUGCCGACAUAUGCACGAGGUAUUUUCACCACGAAACGGAAGGAUGGCACUCCCGAAAUUGCGACGCGCGGAUAUGACAAGUUCUUCAAUGUAGGCGAGACAAAGGCGACAGAGUGGCGCAACAUCGAGAAAAACACAAGGGGUCCUUAUGAGCUGAGUGUGAAGGAGAAUGGAUGCAUUAUAUUCAUAUCUGCUUUGGAGGGUGACAACUUGCUAGUCUGCAGCAAGCACUCGACUGGAGCUCGCGAGGAUACACCAGUCAGCCACGCACAGGCAGGAGAACGCUGGGUGGAACGCCAUGUCUCGUCUGUGAAUCGGUCCGUCAAGGACCUUGCCCGCACUUUGCGUAAGAUGAAUGUUACAGCCGUUGGAGAACUCUGUGACGACAGUUUCGAGGAGCAUGUGCUGGCAUACGAUGAAGCUUCUUCCGGCAUUUACCUCCACGGUCUCAACUACAACCAGCCGUACUUCCAUACGAUGUCUUGUGAAGAUGUGCACAAGUUCGCUGAUGAUUGGGGCUUCAAGAAGGCCAAGUUCGAGGUCUUUGAUGACAUCUUCAGAGUGCAGAGCUUCCUGGAAGGAUGCGCCGAGACAGGAACAUGGGCUGGACGUGAGACCGAGGGUUUCGUCAUCCGAUGCAACCUGAGCGACAACGGAACUGAGCCCUACCGGAAUUGGUUCUUCAAGUACAAGUUCGAAGAGCCGUACUUGAUGUACCGCCAGUGGCGUGAAUGCACCAAAGCCGUCAUCGGAGGGAAACAUCCAAAGAUCAGGAAGCAUGAGCAGAUCACCGAAGAGUACUUGCAGUUUGCUCGACGGGUUCUGAUGAAGGACUCUAAGAGGGCAACUGAUUACAUGAAUAACCACGGUAUCAUCGAGGAAAAGAAGCAGACCGAAUCGCAGAAGAUCGACAAAAAUGUCAUCCUCGAACCUAUUGCCUCGCUUGGAUGUGGAAAGACGACAGUCGCCUUGGCUCUGGUUAAGCUCUUCGGAUGGGGUCAUGUUCAGAACGACAACAUCCCCAAACAGAAGAACAAGCCGAAGAAGUUCGCUUUCGAGGUCAGCCAUGCUCUGGGAGAGCACAGUGCUGUCAUCGCCGAUCGCAACAACCACCAGCGGCGCGAACGUAAGCAGCUCAUGGAUGAUAUCUACCCUGUGCUCCCGGAUGCGCAGUUCGUCGCUCUGCAUUACGUCCACGAGCCCAAGGCAGACAUGCUCCCUGCCAUUCGAGAAAUCACUCGAAAGCGUGUGCUAGAGCGUGGCGAUAACCACCAGUCCAUCCGAGCUGGCACCAACGCUCAGGAUGAGACCGUCGGAAUCAUGGAGGGAUUCCUCGGCCGCUUCGAAGGCGUCGACACUACCCGCAGCCCAGACCAGGGCUUCGACCACGUCAUUGACCUCGACGUAUGCGCGGGGUCUCGCGAGAACCUCGAAACAGUCGUCAAAGCCCUACACGCGGCGUACCCGCGCCUAGUGCCAACCAUGCCAACAGAAACAGAACUCGACGAAGCCAUUGCCGCCGCUCUAAACGACUACACCGUGACAAAAGAUCUGAGCUACAGCUACGGCACUUCACAGAAGCAAAAGAACAAAAACAAAAACAACCAACAUAACGGCCCCAUCGUCCCUGAACCAACGGACUCCCCCUUCUCCCCAGAAGCCCUCGCCAAAAAGAUCGAAUACUUCAACAUCUCCAUCCCAGCAGCCGAAAUUACCACACUCCUCCACUCCCUCUUCCCACCAAUAACAUCCCCCGAAAAAGCCCGUCUCUACAACCAACUCGUAAACUCCCGCCGCCUCCAACCAACCUUCCACGUAACUCUCAUCCACCGCGCCUCGAAGAAAGACAAACCAGAGAUCUGGGAAAAUCUAGCAACCCGCUUUAUCGAGACGCAGACCAAAAACCCAGUCCAAAAUCCAAUCCAGAACCCGCCAACCCUGGGCUCCGCGCGCGUGCGCAUCGAGCGUCUGGUCUGGGAUAACCGCAUCAUGGCCUUUGUUGCGCGCAUCCUGCCCGCCGAGGGUGUCGAGACAGAGUCCGGUGUAGCUGAGUGGCCAUGCGCGAAUGCUAUUCCGCAUAUCACGGUUGGCACGGCGGCGCCGGAAGUUAAGCCGAAGGAGAGCAAUGAUUUGCUGCAGCGGUGGGUUGAGGUUGGGUCUGGUGGGGAUACUGGCAUUUUUGAGGCGGAGGUUGAGGGUGUUAAGGUCGUUGGUGGUGUUGUUGGGUUGGUUAUGAGCCGGGGAAAGUAG